UUUCUCUUUUCCUAUCUUUUUCUCUUUCUCUCGCUCUCACAGACACAAACACACACAACAGACAGACAAACCAACAUUUUCUCAGCUUCUGGCAUGAGCUCAUAUGUUGAUGGGAUUUUCAUUUGGGGAUCAUUUUGUAAGUGCUCUUAAACCUUCUCUCUCUCCAACCUAUUCCCUCAUAAAAUGGUAUUUGGAGAAUGUGUUAAUGGACCAAAAGGAGAGCGAGUUUCGCUUGAUAGAUGAAGCCAGUGCAACACAACAACAAAAUAGUAUCAUCAUGGAAGUUCAUCAUCUUCAAGGGGUUGAAAAAAGCACUGAUUUUUUCCCAGUUGAACACCCUAUGGAGCCACCAGAUGAAGAUCGUCCGGUAAAAUGCCCAAUGCCGGAGUCUUCCGUUAUUAAUGAUGAAAGGAUGCAUGAAAAGAGGUUUGCAGAAAGCUUAAAGAAGAGAACAGAAACAACAAGGGUCGUCGGAGAUGGGGAAAGAACAACUUCCAUGGAAGCAGAACCUCCAGCUCGAGGGGUACGAAAGAGGCAUCAUAACCUCACAAACGGAGGCGGAGAUCUUGUGAUGACUCCAUUGAUGAGAAUGCCACCUCUCCCUCCCCUACCAUCCCAGAAUAUCACCAUCUUUCAGGUGCUGCAACAGGUGGACAAGUUUGAGUCUUAACAGAGAAAUAAAUUCUAUCACAACAAUCCGUGAAACUAAGGAUGCAUUUUGGUUAUAAGCUGAGUAAGAUUCAAUAGAGCAAGAGGAAAAACGUUGAAGCAAGAUCCCAAGUAUUCAUCUUGUGUGGGUCGUGAAAAAAAAUGUACCUCGUUUUCUACUAUAUCCAGAUAUUUUUAUACUUCA
Molecule: messenger RNA, 853 nt
Organism: Vigna unguiculata (cowpea)
Lineage: Eukaryota; Viridiplantae; Streptophyta; Magnoliopsida; Fabales; Fabaceae
Source: RefSeq, a predicted model, not a curated record